Messenger RNA from Lycium ferocissimum, 1278 nucleotides. RefSeq names its product cathepsin B-like protease 2. Lineage: Eukaryota; Viridiplantae; Streptophyta; Magnoliopsida; Solanales; Solanaceae. Gene Ontology annotation, biological process: regulation of catalytic activity. Gene Ontology annotation, cellular component: lysosome. Bases 91 to 1155 code for a protein of 354 amino acids. The record is from RefSeq and is a predicted model, not a curated record. The transcript is spliced from 11 exons. Gene Ontology annotation, molecular function: cysteine-type endopeptidase activity.
UUUUAUUGUCUUGUAUCUAUAUUUCUUAAGGUUCCUCCAUAUUCCAACUACUAUUGGAACUCAAAAAAAAAAAAAAAAAAAAUAGUAAAAAUGGCCAUGACCAAGAUGUCCUUAGCAACUUCCUUGCUUUUGUGUACUUUCCUUAUCUUAAUCUUGCAGGUUGUUGCAGAGAAGCCAAUAUCUGAAGCUAAAGGUGAAUCUGCAAUCCUUCAGGAAUCAAUCAUCAAAGAGGUUAAUGAAAAUUCCAAAGCUGGAUGGAAAGCUGCAUUCAACCCUCGUUUCUCGAACUUCACAGUUUCCCAAUUCAAGCGCUUACUUGGAGUUAAGCCCCCAAGAGAGGGUGAUCUUAAGAGCAUCCCUAUUUUAACUCAUCCAAAACUUAUGGAUUUACCAAAAGAGUUUGAUGCACGAACAGCUUGGCCUCAGUGUAGCACUAUUGGAAGAAUUCUCGAUCAGGGACAUUGCGGUUCUUGUUGGGCUUUUGGUGCUGUUGAAUCGCUUUCUGAUCGUUUCUGUAUUCAUUAUGGCUUGAAUAUAUCUCUAUCCGUAAAUGAUGUAUUAGCAUGCUGUGGCUUUUUAUGUGGGGAUGGCUGUAACGGUGGAUCUCCCAUAUCAGCAUGGCAAUACUUUGUCCGCAAGGGCGUGGUCACAGAGAAGUGUGACCCUUACUUCGAUAAUAUUGGAUGUUCUCACCCGGGUUGCGAACCUACAUAUCCCACCCCACAGUGUCAUAGGAAGUGUGUUAAAGAGAAUCUACUGUGGAGUAAAUCCAAGCAUUUCGGUGUCGAUGCAUAUGGACUCAGCUGGGAUCCGUACAGUAUCAUGGCUGAAGUUUACAAGAAUGGACCGGUUGAGGUUGCUUUUAAUGUUUACGAGGAUUUUGCUCACUACAAAUCGGGAGUUUACAAGCACGUAACAGGGAAUUAUAUCGGAGGCCAUGCUGCUAAGCUCAUCGGAUGGGGAACUAGCGAGCAAGGAGAGGACUAUUGGCUUAUUGUGAAUUCUUGGAACAGAGGCUGGGGUGAUGAUGGUUACUUCAAGAUCAGAAGGGGAACAAAUGAGUGUGGCAUUGAAUUUAAUGUGGUUGCAGGAUUGCCUUCAGCAAGAAAUCUGAAUGUGGAACUUGAUGAUUCUUUCCUUGAAGCCUCAAUGUAAAAUGCUACUUCUUCAACUAGACACUACAUAAUACUACCAAAGUCUAUGAAACUGGGGAACCAAAAUUAUUGUAAAAUAUAUCUUCAUCUCAUGGAUUUAAUUGGCUGUACGUUUCUAAAUUUC